Molecule: messenger RNA, 918 nt
Organism: Ornithorhynchus anatinus (platypus)
Lineage: Eukaryota; Metazoa; Chordata; Mammalia; Monotremata; Ornithorhynchidae
Product: vomeronasal type-2 receptor 26-like
Exons: 3
Coding region: 1-918 (305 amino acids)
Biological process (GO): G protein-coupled receptor signaling pathway
Cellular component (GO): membrane
Molecular function (GO): G protein-coupled receptor activity
Source: RefSeq, a predicted model, not a curated record
AUGGUUCUGGCGUCCUUAGCCCUUUGUUUGUCUCUCCUCACCACUCUGGUUUGGGGGAUCUUCAUCUGCCACCGGGACCCCCCCAUAGUGAAAGCUAACAACCACGGUCUCAGUUACACCCUUCUCACCGCCCUCCUGCUCUGCUUCCUGUCCUCCUUGACCUUCGUCAGCCACGUUGGCCCGGCCACCUGCCUCCUGCGACAGAUGGCCUUCAGAGUCGCCUUCUCCGUGGCCAUUUUGGAUGUUUUGUCCAAGACGGUCACCGUGGUCUUGGCCUUCAGGGCCACCGGGCCGGGGAGCAGGGGGAGGACAUGGCUGGGUCCCAGGGUGCCUCGCGCCAUCAUCGGCGUCUGCUUCCUGGUCCAAGUGGGCAUCUGCAUGGUCUGGCUGGGGACCUCCCCACCGUUCCCCAAUGCGGAUGUGGCAUCUGAGGCCGGGGUCAUCGUCGUCCAGUUCAAUGAGGGCUCCACCAUCGCCUUCUACUACAUCCUGGGCUACAAGGGGCUUCUGGCCCUGGUCAGCUUCACGGUGGCCUUCCUGGCCCGGAACCUGCCGGACAGCUUCAACGAGGCCAAGUUCAUCACGUUCAGCAUGCUGGUGUUCUGCAGCAUCUGGGUCACCUUCCUGCCCACCUACCUAAGCACCAGGGGCAAGGCCAUGGUGGCCUUGGAGGUCUUCUCCAUCCUGGCCUCCGGCCCCGGGCUCCUCGGUUGCCUCUUCGGGCCCAAGCACAGUAUAUUGCCCUUGAGAGAGUUGCACUAUGAAAAGCAUAUUUGGGGCUGGAAGAGGCCAGGCGCACACAUUCAGACAGUUUUCUGUAGCCUCCAGAGUAUGGAGGCCGAGGAUACCCUCUCCCACAGGUGGAGAGGAAAAGGCCGAUCCCUUCAGGUGUACCUUGGGUCUCCAGGAGAGCCCUAG